AUGACUAAAUGCGGCCACAAUGAGAACCUGUUUAAAAUAUUCACUGUUGUAUACAAACAACAUUCGAAGCAACUUUCAACUUCCUUUUUAGACUACGGACUACAUGAUUACGAGGAAAGCCCACAAAACAGUUUCACGCACGAUUACAACAUUCAUGAUGCUGAGUACGGUCCUCACGGGUUUGGUCACCAAAAUCCAGUGCAAUUUCACCCUGAUCAUCAAGGCAACCACCACGGUCAACAUCACGUCGGUUAUCAUCACAAACACUAUGAUCAUAGUUUGGCAGCCAAAACACUUCUAUGGCCAAUAGCGGGAAUCGCUUUGCUUGGGGCUGCAGCAGCACUGGUCAGCAACCCAAUAUUACUCCAACUAGGCGUCGUCUCCGGUCGGCGCAAGAGACGCGACACAGAAGAAGUAACGGGACUAGAUGAUGUAGACGUCAAGAAAUGGUACGCCGCUCUGUACGACACACAAAUCUCCGAAUUCUUCUUCAAGCUGUAUGCUGUGCAUACGUCGCUAGGAUCCUUGGCGACUUACUGUAACCCGGGCGGGGGUGCGUUGCCG
This is a messenger RNA of Iphiclides podalirius (scarce swallowtail), 564 nucleotides long. NCBI's taxonomy places the organism in Eukaryota, Metazoa, Arthropoda, Insecta, Lepidoptera, Papilionidae. The record is from the annotation of a GenBank genome assembly.